GCAACGGAUUGUGCACGGGAUCCGUAUUAUGUAAGUCUAUGGGUGGACCUUCAUGUGGAGUGGGGGACGUUUAAAUUGUCAAUAUUCACCCGGAAUGUCUGAAAGGACAGUUAUGGCACAAGCACUGUACUUUACCUUUGUUUUGUCGUGUUUGAUAUGUGGAUCAUAUGGUCUCGUUUCAUCUGGCAAUGGCACAACUACAGUGAGGUAUGUGGAUUAUAAUACAACUACAGCUGUUACUCCGACUGAGAGACGAGAUUCUACAACUAAACUAAAUACAACCCAGAGCAAUAAAAGCACCAACGCACCAGCGGUAAAGUUGACAUCUACAACGACUUCUAAGGUACUGACAACUACUACUAGACCACCGAAAACGACCACCACCGCUAACUAUAGUUUCAACACAGAAGACUUAAAUGAGGGUAUAGACAAGAAAGUGGAAAAAAGAGUAUGGAACAAAGAACCUGAGGAUGAACCACUCGAAUUUGCCAAGUGGUCCACCAGGAGGGUAAAGGCAGUAAAGAAGCCUAAACAGAUAUGGAAGAAGGUCAAGAAAGUCAAAGUCCUACCUAAGAAGCGCAAGCCCAAGGUUGUUAAAAAAAGCAAACCCAAAAUCAUUGGGCGCCCUUCGCUGCCAGAGUGCCCUCCGCUGGGGCUGGAGUCUCUGAGGGUGAAGGACACACAGCUGCGGGCCUCGUCCUACAAGCGCCGGGGACUUGGACCUCACCGCGGUCGACUCAACAUCCAGUCUGGUAUUGAGGACGGGGACAUCUAUGACGGGGCGUGGUGCGCCCAGUAUGAGGAUAAGAAACAGUGGCUGGAGGUGGAUGCCCGGCGACCCACGCGCUUCACCGGGGUCAUCCUGCAGGGACGCAGCUCAAUCUGGAGUUGGGACUUCAUACUCACCUACAAGGUCCAGUUCAGUAAUGACACCCUGGUCUGGCAGCCAGCUAUGAAUGGGACUAAAGAGGCAGUAUUUGAGGGGAACCAGGAUACUGAAACUCCAGUGUUGGCUCUAUUUAACGAGUCGGCAACAGUGGCGCGCUACAUCCGCAUCAAUCCACAGAGCUGGUACGAGAACGGAACUAUCUGUCUGAGAGCUGAGGUUCUGGGCUGUACCCUACCAGAUCCUAACAAUAUCUACGCUUGGCAGCAGACAGAGCAAGGCACCCAAGACAAGCUGGACUUCAGACACCACAACUACAAGGAGAUGAGGAAACUCAUGAAAUCAGUGACCGAGGCCUGCCCUGACAUCACACAUAUCUACAGCAUCGGGAAGAGUCACAUGGGUCUCAAGAUGUACGUCAUGGAGAUCUCCGACCACCCUGGAAAGCAUGAGCUGGGCGAGCCAGAGUUCCGCUAUGUGGCUGGCAUGCAUGGGAAUGAAGCCCUGGGUCGGGAGCUGCUGCUCAACCUGAUGCAGUAUAUCUGUCAGGAGUACAAACUGGGAAACCAGCGCAUCGUCCGGCUGGUCAAGGAGACACGCAUCCACUUGCUGCCAUCCAUGAACCCCGAUGGUUAUGAAAUGGCCUUCAAGAAGGGUUCCGAGUUGGCAGGGUGGGCGCUCGGUCGCUAUAGCUACCAGGGCAUCGACAUGAACCACAACUUUGCUGACCUGAAUAAAGUCAUGUGGGAUGCUAUUGAAUUUGACUUCCAAAAUAACGAUAAGUCCAAACUCAUCAACCACUACAUCCCCAUACCAGAGUACUAUACCUCAGAGGAUGCCUUUGUGGCCUUAGAGACGCGUGCUGUCAUUAACUGGAUGCAGAACAUCCCGUUCGUAUUAAGUGCCAACCUCCACGGGGGUGAACUGGUGGUCACCUACCCCUUCGACAGGACUGAAGACUGGGCACCUCACGAUGACACCCCUACACCGGACAAUAGUUUCUUCCGCUGGCUGGCCACGGUCUAUGCCAGCACCAACCAGGUCAUGUCAAAUCCAGACCGCCGGCCUUGUCACAAUGAAAACUUCCAACGCUACAACAACAUCAUCAACGGAGCCAACUGGCACACGGUCCAAGGAAGCAUGAAUGAUUUCAGCUAUCUACACACCAACUGCUUCGAUGUGACAGUGGAGUUGUCCUGUGAUAAGUUCCCCCAUGCCAGUGAGCUGCCCAUCGAGUGGGAGAACAACAAAGAGUCUUUACUGAUCUACAUGGAGCAGGUCCACAGAGGACUCAAGGGUGUGAUCAGAGACAAAGACACAGAGGCUGGCAUUGCAGAUGCCAUAAUCAAAGUGGAUGACAUCGACCACCAUAUUAGAUCAGUUGCUGACGGGGACUACUGGCGCCUGCUAAACCCGGGCGAGUACGAGGUCACGGUGAGCGCCGAGGGCUACAACCCAUCCACACGUAUGUGCCGUGUAAUGUACGAGCAUUACCCCACCAUAUGUGACUUCCGCCUCACCAAGACCCCCAAACAGAGGCUGAAGGAGAUCCUGGCCAAGGGGGGCAAGCUCCCCAAAGACCUGCAGCUGAGGCUACGACAGCUGCGUCUGAGAAAACUGAGGGCCAGCACCAAGGCCAUCAACAGUAGGCGUGCGGCUGCUAGCAGGAAGGCACGGGGGUCGUGAUGUUGACCCGGCCUUUGGUGAACCAAUCACAACACACUUUGUCUGCAGGGUUGUUGUAUUUAAUUGGCUUGUGAGGGAAGUUCCUGGUUUAAGUAAGUUUGGAAGUCUUUACACCAUGUGGGCAGUUCUGUAAGGCUAGCCUACUGAGAUACAAAAAAAAUGUAAAUGUAAAAUGGAUUGUACUUCCGGUAUGGUUUAGUGAUUUAUUUCUGAAGAAAGGGACAGAUUGUAUUUAGAUAUUUGAAUCAAAUUAGAGCAAAUAAAUGCAAGGUGAUUUUGGAUUAAAAUACCCUUUCAAACCUGUAUAACAGGAAAAAACAUUAUUUUCUUUUGAAGAACUCCGGUUAGUUAUUACAACAACAAACCAAGUGGCAUGAUGCUGUUCAAAUCCACCGUUGGGUAGAUAUACCACUAUUCAAGUAAAAUUCAUGCCACAAAUUACAGACCAAACUCAAACUGAGACUAAAAUGACUCGUGCAUCAUGCCAUAGAGACGAGAGCUCUGCUGUUACAGUCUGGAACUGAUAAGAGUUCUACAUGAGAUAUUUUAAAUCUAUUCAAAUGAAAUUAUAUGAUUUCUAAUGUUUGUCUUUCUUUGGUUCAUUUUUGUACUACCAAAAUUAAAUGCUGGCAUUUGGAUGUCCUUGCAAGCCAAGAGACAAUGUUAUGAAUGGAUCCCAAAUAAAGCUUUACUUAUAAACACCAAUAGUUCAAAAAAUAUUGGAAAAAAAUGAACUUUUCUAAAUUCUUUGUGUAAUACUUCAAAAGCAAACCUUUACCUGUCCAGGCUAUGUUUCGUGUUGGUCACAAUUCAUUUUUAAGUAAAAGUAAAAACAUGAGCCAAGUUUAUCUCAAUACCCUUCUACAGUACACAGUGUCCAGACCCUUGCAUGAGAAAAAGACCCAGUGGGCACACACUGGUUGAAUCAACGUUGUUUCCACGUCAUUCACAGGAAAUGACAUUGAACCAACGUGGAAUAGACAUUGAAUUGACAUCUGUGCCAAGCGUGUUCAAUCGUAUGGCCAAGGAUUGCACCCACGGUCCCACUUACUAGAUUUCAAUACAUUUUGGAAAUAAAACACAUUUUAUAAGGAGGACGGGAUCCACCCAAAUCAUGUGGGAUCCUGGAUCCUUUCACAGCACUAUAAUUACAAUUACAAUUAAGUCAUUUAGCAGACGCUCUUAUCCAGAGCGACUUACAAGUACAUACAUUCAUACUUUUUUUUUGUACUGGCCCCCCGUGGGAAUUGAACCCACAACCCUGGCGUUGCAAGCGCCAUGCUCAACCAACUGAGCUACACGGGACCAGCUACACGGGACUUCCUCCUGGGGCACACUGGCUUAGUGCUAACAGUAUAAAUCUGGUUCAUAGGCACAGGAUUACUGCAUACAGUGCAAGUAAUGAGGUUACUUGCAUUGUGUCUACUAUAAGGCUGUGUUGAGACAAUUACUUAUCAAGGACCUAAGCCCAGCUCAUUUAAUCCCUACCAUUGUGACGCAGAGUUGUCAUAAUGCUUCAGCAAAUGCACAUUACACCAGGGGCGUCAGUAGACACAAUGCAAGUAACCUCAUUUAUGUCCCUUUAACUGCCCUGAAUGCCUCUACUGAUCCUACAGCUAUUGUAUGCAGUAAUCCUGUGCCUAUGAACCAGAUUUAUACUGUUAGCACUAAGCCAGUGUGCCCCAGGAGGAAGUCCACUGUGUGAAGCUCACCCUGAUUAGCAAGAAUAGCAAACUUAGGCAUGACAUGUCAGCAACAAAUGCUGACACUACACAUCCAAGUAUAUCUGACCAAAUUAUGAAAGACAAGCAUUGUAAUUUUGAAUUCCGUAAAGUUAGUGUGGAAGAGGUGAAAAUAUGAUUGUUGUCAAUCAACGAUGACAAGCCACCGGGGUCUGACAACUUGGGUGGAAAAUUACUGAGGAUAAUAGCGAACGAUAUUGCCACUCCUAUUUGCCAUAUUUUCUAUUUAAGCCUACUAGAAUGUGUGUGCCCCCAGUGUUGGUGGGAAGCAAAAGUCAUUCCGCUACCUAAGAAUAGUAAAGCCCCCUUUACUGGAUCAAGUAGCCAACCAAUCAGCCUGUUACCAACCCUUAGUAAACUUCUGGCAAAAAUUGUGUUUGACCAGAUACAAUGCUAUUUUACAGUAAACCAAUUGACAACAAACUUUCAGCAUGCUUAUAGAGAAGGACAUUCAACAAGCACGACACUUACACAAAUGUAAGCCUCUCCAACAUAAUCCAGGAAGAAUCAGGAAUUCCCCAAGGCAGCUGUCUAGGCCCCUUACUUUUUUCAAUCUUUACUAAUGAAUUGCCACUGGCUUUGAGUAAAGCCAGAGUGUCUAUGUAUGUGGAUGACUCAACACAAUACGUCAGCUACUACAGCGACUGAAAUGACUGCAACACUUAACAAAGAGUUGCAGUUAGUUUCAGAGUGGGUGGCUAGGAAUAAGUUACUCCUAAAUAUUUCAAAAACUAAAAGCAUUGUAUUUGGGAAAAAUCAUUCACUAAACCCUAAACCUCAACUAAAUCAAUAAUGUGGAACUUGAGCAAGUUGAGGUGACUAAACUGCUUGAAGUUACCCUGGAUUGUAAAUGGUCAUUGUCAAAACAACAGUAGCUAAGAUGGGGAGAAGUAUGUCCAUAAUAAAGCACUGCUCUACCUUCUUAAUAGCACUAUCAACAAGGCAGGCCCUAAAGGCCCUAGUUUUGUCGCACCUGAACUACUGUUCAGUCAUGUGAUCAGGUGCCACAAAAAAGGACUUAGGAAAAUUGCAAUUGGUUCAGAACAUGGCAGCAUGGCUGGCCCUUGGAUGUACACAGAGAGCUAAUAUUAAUAAUAUGCAUGUCAAUCUGUCCUGGCACCAAGUGGAUGAGAGAUUGACUUCAUCACUAAUUGUAUUUAUGAGAGGUAUUGACAUGUUGAAUGCACCAAGCUGUCUGUUUGAACUACUGGCACACAGCUCGGACACCCAUGCAUACCCCACAAGACAUGCCACAAGAGGUCUCUUCACAGUCCACAAGUCUAGAACAGAUUAUGGAAGGUGCACAGUACUACAUAGAGCCAUGACUGAAUGUAUUGUAAUAUUUUAAAAAUUGUAUAAACUGCCUUAAAUUUUGCUAGACCCCAGGAUGAGUAGCUAAUGGGGAUCCAUAAUAAAUACAAAAUAGCCUAAGUACCCUAAUACAUUAACGGGCAACGUUAUCUAGAUGUGUUAGCUCAACCAUGAACCAAUGAAAAUAACGUUUCUAGACCCAUUUAGAAUGGCUGACCUUUUCUUUGCAGAGAGAUAUCACGGAAAUGAUAAAGAAGUUAAAUACAUUUGGUUGUGACAUAACUAUUGGAAGCACACAUAUGAUUAAAUGGUGGAAGAUUCACUCAUAUCACUAAUACGCGGCAUGUAGACAGACUAGUGGUUAGAGCUUUGUGCCAGUAAUCGAAAGGUUGCUGGAUCGUUCUGCCUCUAAACAAGGCAGUUAACCCACUGUUCCCCGGUAGGCCGUCAUUGUAAAUAAGAAUUUGUUCUUAACUGACUUGCCUAGUUAAAUAAAGGUACAAAUAAAAUUUUAAA
Molecule: messenger RNA, 6141 nt
Organism: Salvelinus fontinalis (brook trout)
Lineage: Eukaryota; Metazoa; Chordata; Actinopteri; Salmoniformes; Salmonidae
Gene: cpxm1b
Product: carboxypeptidase X (M14 family), member 1b
Exons: 15
Coding region: 53-2572 (839 amino acids)
Biological process (GO): proteolysis
Molecular function (GO): metallocarboxypeptidase activity; zinc ion binding
Source: RefSeq, a predicted model, not a curated record